This is a messenger RNA of Nematocida ausubeli, 885 nucleotides long. RefSeq lists its product as uncharacterized. The record is from RefSeq and is a predicted model, not a curated record. Lineage: Eukaryota; Fungi; Microsporidia. The transcript has a single exon. Bases 1 to 885 code for a protein of 294 amino acids.
AUGAAGAAAAACCCCUUUCAAUGCAAAAAGCAGCAGGAGACCACAAUAGAAAAAGUCAUCCAGGGCGUGCUUGCUGAAGAGUGCGAGGAAAGUACAGACAAAAAUACAGAAGACCUGGAUAAGACAGAGGAAGUAUCUGCGGUCAACGAGACGGACGUACUAAAAGCACUCCAAACUCAUAAAAAAGAACAAAAGAUACUUUCAGAAAUACCUUUAAAUUAUAUUUAUAAUUACACCCGGGUGGUCUCUGCAGAUGAAGAGAUUAAGAAUAGGCUAGAAGAAACAGUAAAGAACCUUUUGUAUUAUCAAGUGCCAGAGUCACAUAUGUUUAAAAAAGAAAGCAGUUCUGUCUAUAAUAGUAUUUUUGUUAGCUGGAGACAAGGCCUUACAGAGCUAUUCUCUGAGUACAGAAGAGCAAACACGCAGGGAAGCAAAUUUUCAUUCUAUGUAUACUCUGACAAGCUUGUCUACUACUUUCAUACAAACAAGUAUAAUGGCUGUGAUAAGCCAUGCUGCCAUAAGGCAGGGUACUCUCUGUAUAUUUCUGCAAAGAACAUGAAAACAACGGAUAUUUUGGAAAGAUUUGAAAGCAAUUUUGUACAGAGCGGCGACGAGUUUUACUUAUCUGGGAAAGAAGUCUUGUUUAUUCUUGAUACAAUUCUAAACACGCAGGUAAGCACAAUACAGUCACUUCCUUUGGUUCUAUCAAAGUAUCCUUUUGUGAAUUCAAUACUGAAAAAGCCUACAUAUACUGUUAGAUCUGAGAAUAGAUCAGGAAAGAAGGCGUUUAGAAUUAUUAUUAAAGGAUGGAUAAUUACAACAGACAUUGCGUUUGUUAAUUUGUCCACACAGAUAGAAAUGAAGCACAUUGAUCUAAUGAAGUAG